GCAAAUGAUUCUUUAAUUUAAUAUAUUGAUAGAAAAAUAAGCUCAAUGGAUGAAAAUUUCAAUAUGUAGGGUCUCUUUAACAAAAACAUUGCAAUCAAACUGGGUCAUAACAAUUUAGUUGUGUUUGAUUUGCCUACAAUCAAUUUAGUGACCAAACAUGAUUCCAAAUUCUCACCCCUAAUUCUGCCUACAAUUUGGUCAAAAGAAUGUUAUCCCAAUACGUAGCGACCCGGGAAAUUCGUUCUCAAAGUCAAAAGCAAACAAUAACAAUGCCGCUGACUUGUGUUAUUGCCUCAGUGGUUGUAUAUGACCGGAAUUACAUAGAAUUACCUUAACUUCAAACUUGCAUGCAUUGCAGGAUUAUUUCUUGUAAUUUACAUCUAAUUCAUUUUUUCUGCCUUAGCUUCCCCAUCCAUUAUCUGAUAAUGGAAGAGUCAAGAUGGAUUGCCUAUGCAGCUGCGUGGGUAUGGGCCACUGCACUCAUUCUGCUAGCAAAGCAUCUCCGCCAGAGAAGGCUUAAUCUGCCGCCGGGGCCCAAACCAUGGCCGAUCAUCGGGAACUUGGACCUCAUUGGUACCUUACCCCAUCGCUCCAUCCAUGACUUGUCGUUAAGGUACGGCCCCAUCAUGCAGCUCCGGUUCGGGUCCUUCCCGGUGGUUGUCGGAUCCUCCGUCGAAAUGGCCAAGACCUUCCUCAAAACCAUGGACAUCAACUUCGUUGGCAGGUACUAUUCUGAAUUUGGCUCUAGACCUUUAGUCAUAUAUUUUACUUUGAUUGAUAACGUUUUAUUUAUUAAUGUAUCGAAAAAUGUCAAAAGUUUAAGAGAUAUAAAGAAUAUAUUUUUGGAAAUUGAUAUAAAAAAAACUUCAACAUCCUGUUCUCUCAUUGUAUAUAGAUAGAAGUAUAGAACAUGUAUAUAGGAGUUUGCUUAAUGGGAUUGGAAUGACAACUAUCCUAAAAUAGAUAGGAAAUAGUAUAUUUUAUUCUAGAAUGUGAGUUUUGAAUUAGUUCUUUUAAAAUAUACAAACAAUGAAAAACUUGAAAAAAUGACAUGUUUUGAUGGUUUUUAUGUGGGGCCUAUCCCAUUUGGUUUCUUCUAUCCUCCCCCGGGGUGAGGGCGCGUGAUACUUUGGAUAGCUUGUCUAAUUUAGAUUUAGUUAGCCUUGAGUUCCUUUUGAUGCAAUGUAAAUGCUAUUUUUGGAUGUUAUUUUUAAUAUCCUAACUAACCUUUCAUCCAAAAAAGUUGAAAAAUUACCAACAGAGUUUUCUUAGACAAAAAAAAAUUAACAAACAUGUAUAUUUAGUAAAAAGAAACUUUUUUAGUAUAAUGUGACUCUUACAAUAUAUACUUGGUAUAAAAAUAACUUUUUAGAAUCGGGAAGAAAUAAUUAGUGUACCAUUCAAUUCUGUUUAGGCCUAAAACUGCCGCUGGGAAGUACACAACAUACAACUACUCCGAUAUAACAUGGUCCCAAUAUGGCCCUUACUGGCGGCAAGCACGGCGGAUGUGCACGACGGAGCUAUUCAGCUCGAAGCGCCUCGACUCUUUUGAAUACAUCAGGAGCGAGGAGGUGAAAUCCAUCCUCUCCGACCUGCACCAAAAGUCAUCAUCGGAUCGAGGACAGCCGUUAAUAUUGAAGGACUACCUCUUCACCCUGAGCUUGAACGUGAUCAGCCAGAUGGUGCUGGGGAAGAGUUACUUGAAUGAGUGGGAAGGGGCUGUGGUGAGCCCUAAUGAAUUCAAGAAUAUGAUAGACGAGCUGUUCUUGCUCAAUGGGGUGCUAGACAUUGGAGAUUCCAUCCCGUGGAUCGCGUUCUUGGAUUUACAGGGGAACAUAAAGAGGAUGAAGUCAUUGAGCAAGAAGUUUGGCAAGUUUCUUGAGCACAUUCUUGAUGAACAUGAUGGUAGGAGGACGGCCGAGGGUAAGUAGUUCAUUGCCAUGGAUAUGGUGGAUGUUUUGCUCCAGCUUGCUGGUAAUCCUCACAAUGAAGUGAAGCUCAGGAGGAACGGAAUCAAGG
Molecule: messenger RNA, 2019 nt
Organism: Cuscuta europaea
Lineage: Eukaryota; Viridiplantae; Streptophyta; Magnoliopsida; Solanales; Convolvulaceae
Source: the annotation of a GenBank genome assembly